GCCGCCGGCGGGUUCGUGCCCGCGCGCCGCCGUCUCCGCCGUCGUCUCCGUCUCCGCCGCCGCCGUCUCCGCAGUGAGGUCACGGUGGGCGGUGCGUGCGCGGCGCCCGUUCCGAUCCCGGGGCGCCGGAGCCCCCGCGGCGCCGAGAGAGGAGAGCCGGGGGCUCUGCGCGGAUUGACGGCGCGACGCAGCGGGGGGAAUCCGGCCCUCGGCCUCGGUCCUACCGCCCGUGAGUCGGGGUGGGAGAACUGUGACACGCGGCGCUGACAUCUGUGCCAAAGGUGACUGCCGGCGCUCCGCUCGGGUUUGUCUGCGAGCUGCCGGCGCUCCGCGGGCGGCGGCGGCGACGUCGCGAAGUUGGCAGCACAAUAAAGCAGGCCCCAGAGAUUCGGGCUCCAUCCCCAGGAACUGAAAGUGCCGAGCGGAAUUUCCGCGUGGCUCCAGGUACGUUUGGGAUCGGACGGAGCUGCGGGCGCUUCUGUAUUUUGAUAUCGAAGUACAGACCGACUUCUACGGCCGUCUGUUUUUGGAAGAAAAAAGUGGCCGCGAAUGGACGCUGCUCUGCACCUCGUCUGUUCCUGAAGCGCUGCUGUGCGACGGCGGGCAGCACACGAAGGGAAUCCGUGUGUACAAAUCACGGUGGCUCUGUAUAAGGGGCAGUUGAACAAAUGGUUCUAGAACUAGAAGGGAAAAACUGUUUGACCUCUGCAGACUUGAUUUCUUUAGUGUUGUACUCAAAAUGAGUUGCAGGUUUUGCUGUUGGAGGCCGAAGGAUUAAGUGGAGUGCGGAGCAGGGUGUGCCUGCGGUAGUCGAGAUCGCUUCAAAUCGUUUUUUGUCGAAGCCAGCAGGAAAAUGUGCACUCGAGACUGUAAUUAACUCAAGUUCUGGUGUUCAGCGAUGGAAAGCCCGCAAACAAAUUUCCCUCUAGGGCUUGUUUCAGAGCAAAAGAGGAGUGGGAUCCAGGAGGAUGGGAGCCCCCCACUGAAAAAACUAAUGACAGAAAUGCACGUCAAUAGCCAAGUACGAGUUGUGAUAAAUAAACUGCCAACAAUCAAGAAGGAAAACUUGGACGAAUAUGACGAAACUUCUGUGGAGGCUGACGGGGAGAGUGCCAAGCCAAACAGUUCUUCAAUCUCUGAGCCUUUGAAUUUAAAUCCAGGUCUGAAACACACGUUGGCACAAUUCCACUUGAGCAGCCAGAGCUCGCUGGGUGGACCGGCAGCUUUCUCAGCUCGCUAUUCCCAGGAAAGCAUGUCACCCACCGUCUUCUUGCCUCUUCCAUCACCACAGAUCCUGUCUGCUCCGCUGCUCAUUCCUCCCGACAGCUCCACAGAGCUCACUCAGACUGUACUGGAGGGGGAAUCCAUCUCUUGCUUUAAAGUUGGAGGAGAAAAAAGACUCUGCCUGCCUCAGGUGUUGAAUUCAGUUCUUCGAGACUUUUCUUUGCAACAGAUUAAUACAGUGUGUGAUGAACUGUACAUAUACUGUUCCAGGUGCACUUCUGACCAACUUCAUAUUCUGAAGGUCUUGGGAAUUCUUCCAUUUAAUGCUCCGUCCUGCGGGCUUAUUACACUGACUGAUGCUCAGAGACUAUGCAAUGCUUUACUACGUCCUCGCACUUUUCCUCAAAAUGGCAGCUUUCUCCCUGGUAAGAACACAUUGGCCCAACUGAAGGAGACUGGCAGUGCCUUUGAAGUAGAGCACGAAUGCCUGGGCAAGUGCCAGGGUUUGUUUGCACCUCAGUUCUACCUUGCACCGGACGACCCCUGUAUCCAGUGUCUGGAGUGCUAUGGGAUGUUCUCACCCCAGACCUUCGUGAUGCAUUCGCAUCGAUCCCCCGACAAGAGGACCUGCCACUGGGGCUUUGAGUCAGCCAAGUGGCACUGCUACCUUCAUAUUAACCAAAAAUACCUGGGAACGUCGGAGGAGCGGGAGCUGAAGCAUCUCUUGGAGGAGAUGAAGGAGAAAUUUAGUGAGAAAAAUCAGAAAAGAACUCGAUCAAAAGUGGAUUCUCAGCAGAGCCUGGAAUUAUCACAGUGGUAUCCUGUGAUAAAGCAGGAAGCAGAACCUGAUCCUCAGCCACCCUCCUUCUUCCAUCCCAGUUACUACCUUUACAUGUGUGAUAAAGUGGUUGCCCCAAAUGUAUCUCUUGCAUCACAAUACAAGGAUGUUACAAAAACAACAGUCAAAGCUUCUGAGGUAAUCAAGUCUUCAUCUGGAAUGUCAGAGAAAAAGCUCAGUAGUGGAAAGCACAAAAUACCUGCCUCCUAUCCAGAGCUUUCUCUUGAGGAACAGGAGAAAAUUGACUUGAAAGCUGGUCUGGAGCAGCAUAAGCGUUUAGAUCCCCUAGUGUCAGCUCAUUCUGCAAGAGGUGGAAAAUCCGAACGUAUUUCUUCCAAAAGCAUGAGAGGCUCCAGAUGUGUUGAAGUCGGUAAUGAUGGGAGAACGUUGUCCCCCACUCUCAUGAAAGACAUCAGUUGUGAGGACGACAAGGGAAGGAUCAUGGAAGAAGUAAUGAAAACCUACAUCAAACAGCAAGAAAAACUAAAUACUAUUUUGCGGAGGAAGCAGCAGCUUCAAAUGGAAGUGGAAAUGUUAAACAACUCUAAAGCUAUGAAGGAACUAAGUGAAGAGCAACAGAAUUUGCAAAAAGAACUUGAAUCUUUGCAAACUGAGCAUGCUCAAAGAAUGGAAGAGUUUUAUUUUGAGCAGAGAGACUUGGAGAAGAAAUUGGACCAAAUGAUGAAGCAGAAGUGUACCUGUGACUCCAGAUCAGAGAAAGAUAAGGAAGCAGAAUAUGCAGCACAGCUAGCAGAACUGAGACAGAGACUGGAUCACGCAGAGGCAGAUAGACAGGAGCUUCAAGAUGAACUGAGACAAGAACGAGAGGCAAGGGAGAAGCUAGAGAUGAUGAUCAAAGAAUUGAAGCUACAGAUCUUGAAAUCUUCAAAAAAUGGAAGUGGAAAAUAGAAAUUGGAAAACAAGCAUGACUGUGUCCUUCAAACAGGGUGUUUCAUUUUUUAAUGAAUUGUAAGCAGUUUCUGUGCGAUAAGAAGUAUUCUCUACAGAUUUCUAUUUGCCAUACAAGUGCAGAUGAAGAUAUACAUAUAUAUGAAUAAAUAGAUAGGUACACAUUUUUAGAUUCUCCUAACCAAUGGAAAUCUGCAUUUAUUUGUACUGGUGUUUCUCAAACUAUGAAAAAAUAAGAAACUUCUGAUUUAGAGUGACCAGUUUCUGUUUAUUUCUAAUGCAGCCCUUGAGGACCCUAUACCUUUUAACAUUAUCUGUUAAAACAGAUUUGAUGAUCUUUAUUUUAUUAUCAAUUUCACAUUUGGUUAUAAAAGUAUUUAAAAAAAAAAAUAUCUUAAUUUCUUCAAGGCCAAAAAUAGUUCAGUUUCCAGUGAGAAUUUUGUGUUCCUGAACUGGGGAAAGUGUAAAGGCAGCUGUAGGGUAAUUCUCAAAAUCACCAUGCCAGUAGAUGGAUGAUUAUCAGAAGUGAUUUACCAGCACCAUAAUUCUGUUACGUGAAGUCAGGCUGACCUUUUCAGCGUGUGCUAUUUGACAACUCAGUAAGUGAUUUUAGAGCAGGUGUUUGGUCACCGUGCUGGAAGAACAAAAACAUUAGGAGUGUUUUUUUUGUCGUUGUUUUAAAUUCAGAAAAAAUUACAUUCAAAAAUGGAAUACUCUAAAACUAAAAAUUCUCAGUUUUUAUUUCCUUCUAUAUAGCAGUUAAAGGAAACUGUUUACCAGGGCUGGUAGCUACAGGACAGGGGGCAGUGGAAGGUGUCCCUGCCAUGGCACAGAGCUUGCAGCUAGAUGAUCUUUGACUGUCCUUCCAGCACAGACGUGUAGGAUUCCUUGGCUUGCCUGGUUUUUGGAUACUAAUGCUUCCAAGAAAAGUAACAUUUAUUAAAAGAAAAAAAAAUAUUACUGGUUUAUUUAGUAUCUGAAGCCUCUACACUUCAAGCUUCCUGUUAACUUGUGAAUUUUUCUUUCUAUACAUAGAACAGGCCUUAACUGACAUUGUGGUAAUUGCUUAGAAAAAUAGAAUUCUAAGAUAUGGCACUUUGAAAAUCAGUUUGAUCGUUUCUACAUUUGAAUGGCAUGGUAAUGUUGCCAUGAAUUAAGAAAUACAGCAUGUUUGUUGAGCUCUGACAUUUAGAAAUGUGUCAAUGUACAGACUUUCCACUUUAUGUAUAUAUAGCAUUUACUCAAGUACUUCAGAAGUCCGAUUCCUGGUGGAUUCAGUGCAUGACUACAGAUUUGGAUGGAGAAGUACUCCUGUGCACUUCUUUCCAAAAAGUUUGACAUGGCUGACAGAUGUUGGCUGAUUGUGACUAGAAUUAUCUUAGUAGUUCUGUUAUUUCACUACAUUGUUUUAACCUGUGCUUACGUUUGUUGUUUGUUUUUUUAAGGUGCUUAGGUUUAUUACUCUCUUAAAGAAGUUGAUUAAUUCUGGAUAAAACCACUAGGAAAAUCCACUGGCAUCAGUUUUUAUUCUGAACUAGUAAAAAUGAAAGCUGAGUUCUUUCUUAGCUCUCUUUUACAGAAAUAGAAAAUGGCACAAAUCUUUAAGCUGAGUGAGAAAGGAGGUGAUACAUGUUGUUUUGUGGAGUCAUAGAAUGAUUCUUUCAUAGCAGUGCAUAAUUUUCUUUACAGACCCCGUGUCAUAUUUACACUGAUAUUAGGGCAGAUUAGAUGAAGAAAAAUGAAACUUAUUUGGCAAUGUUGAUCAGAAAAGAGGAUCCAGAUGAUGUUUUUCACCUCUUCUUCAACUCCAUUUCCAAAUUAUUGCUUAAAAACAAAAAAGAAAGAAAAAAAAAA
Phasianus colchicus (ring-necked pheasant) is the source of this 4825-nucleotide messenger RNA. It is a transcript of the gene SKIL, whose product is annotated as SKI like proto-oncogene. Gene Ontology annotation, biological process: negative regulation of BMP signaling pathway; negative regulation of transcription by RNA polymerase II; negative regulation of transforming growth factor beta receptor signaling pathway. Gene Ontology annotation, molecular function: RNA polymerase II cis-regulatory region sequence-specific DNA binding; DNA-binding transcription factor activity, RNA polymerase II-specific; SMAD binding. Lineage: Eukaryota; Metazoa; Chordata; Aves; Galliformes; Phasianidae. Gene Ontology annotation, cellular component: cytoplasm; nucleus; transcription regulator complex. The record is from RefSeq and is a predicted model, not a curated record.